AUGAAGCCCUGCCUUUACAUACUGACAUUCAUGUGUCCGUUCAUUCUCGCAAGCAAAACUAAACAAGAUGGCUUUGCUGAGCGCAGCACCCUGAGCCCCACAGAGACACCCUAUCGUAUUGUCAAGUUGCACACCCCAGCAGAUUCUCAGAUCUACUUCCACACAGUUCCACCUGGCUCUACGAACUCCCCAGUCAUGACAGCGCCAGCAAUUCGAUCAAACGGGAUAUAUCAUGGCAACUCCGAGACCAGCAAGACACACGAGUCUAUUGGGACACGGGAUCUCAGUUUGGAGGCGAAAGAAAGCAUUGGCAUCGCCGCUGGAGUUGUUGGACUCCUUGCUUUUAUCUUUUCUGCAUUUGGAUGUCUGUAA
Molecule: messenger RNA, 372 nt
Organism: Mollisia scopiformis
Lineage: Eukaryota; Fungi; Ascomycota; Leotiomycetes; Helotiales; Mollisiaceae
Exons: 1
Coding region: 1-372 (123 amino acids)
Source: RefSeq, a predicted model, not a curated record